Molecule: messenger RNA, 4763 nt
Organism: Nymphaea colorata (pocket water lily)
Lineage: Eukaryota; Viridiplantae; Streptophyta; Magnoliopsida; Nymphaeales; Nymphaeaceae
Product: protein MHF1 homolog
Exons: 2
Coding region: 1480-3267 (595 amino acids)
Biological process (GO): replication fork processing; RNA modification; resolution of meiotic recombination intermediates
Cellular component (GO): FANCM-MHF complex; Fanconi anaemia nuclear complex
Molecular function (GO): RNA binding; chromatin binding; protein heterodimerization activity
Source: RefSeq, a predicted model, not a curated record
CAGUUUUUUUUUGUUUUCUAUUCUUUAUUUGUUGCAAAUCUACUUAUUUUGUGAUGUUUGUGUUAUUAGCUUCUCACUUAUUUUAUUUUCCCCUCAUUUUUUGUUUUUUUUAAAUAAAAUUUACUGUAUUUUUCUCGUUUUCCCCCUUUUUUUCAAGCUCGCCGUAUUAUACCCAAUAAAAAACUUCGCCGUUUAAAACUCCGAUACGUUAUUUGUGAUUAUGAUUCAAACUACUGCUAAUACAUAAUAUCUUACUUUGAAGUUUAGUCUCAUAUUAAAGAUUGUGAGAAAUUUUCAAUGGCUUAUCAAAGGAUGAUUACUUAUGUAACUGGUUGUUCUGGUCCCAACAUUUUUUUGUGCUGGAAUUGAAGUUGCUAAGGGGCGGAUUGAGAUCUACCAAAUUGGCAUAAGAGCGAGUCAGAUUGUUGCAUGGAUAUCAAGAUUACUUGUGGAUUUGAGGUCUCAUACACAAUGAUAUGUGUGCCAAAAAGGGAUUAGAUUGUAACACCCCACUUUGAGUUUAGUCAUGUAUUGAAUAUUAAGAGAAAUCUUUAAAGGCGUGUUACCGAGUUAUUUAAAGUGAUUAGUGGACCGAAUUAAUAUAUAACAUGUCUAUUAAUCCAAGCUUUGGAAACCAUAGAUCUGGCUUUAGAGGUGGAAACUACAAAGGUGGUACUAGAAAUACUGGGGUGGUGGAAGAGACAAUGGUGAUCGACCCAGACUUUCAUGGCAAUCAUGGGAAGAACUCAUGAUAUUUCAUGUGGAUCAAAUCAAAUAUCAUGAAGUUCUAAAAAAAAACAGAGUAACUAGUUUUGGUUCGAGUACUGAAUCAAAUAUGGAUAUAAUAUCUUGUUCAUAAGAGGUCUACAAGUGGGUUGUCAUUGUUUACUUACAGAAAAUGAUUUCGACUUUACCUCUAAUAGAUUUAUUACAGUCUGUAGAGCCACAUGUGGGCCAACUGCCCCACAUAUUUUCUUUAUUUUCACAUGCCUUCAACUAUAUGCUUAUUUGUAUAUAUCGGUGCUCCUUAAGGCAUGAGAAUUUUUAAAAUAAUGCCCCUCGGCCCUAAAUUUCUGAUGAAGCUACUGAAAUGGACAAGUUCAUAUUCAGAUUUCAAUAUUUACAUCUAUACGUAUGUGAAAAUUAAAUAUUGAUUAGAAUGAGGAAAAAAAAAGAAGUAUUUUCUAUAAUAAUCCUUACCAUAUCAGCUAUUAUCUAUACCUAUCAUUUUUAGUCUUAAACUUUCAAUUUUCUCCUCAUGUUUUUGAAUAAUAGUCCUUUUCGCCCUUUUUAAAAAUUCCCCACAACUUUUGUCAUGUUUCUCAAUCUAAUAAGUGGGGAAAUCAAAUAUGUAUUCGUCGAGGAAAAAAAAAAGCUUAUUCCAUAAUAGUCUUACCAUUUCAACAAUUUUUAUAUUCAUACUCCCUAUUUAAAGUUUUCCAAAUACAAGUUGUUGUCUUUCACCAAGUAUUUGACAGAAUGUCUGAAAGAAACGAGGUAGUUUGGUCUUUGAUGAUCUCCAAAUACAUCCAUAAUGGAUAUGAUGGGGAGGCUAUGAGUUUGUUUUCUCGGAUGCGAUAUGAGGGAUUCUCUUUUAAUUCAUUCAUCAUGGUCAGCCUGAUUGGAUCUUCAGCUUCCCUUAUCGAUUUGAGUCUUGGUUCUUGCAUCCAUGGUUGCGCUAUCAAAAGUGGUUUGGCAGGUGAUUCUUUCGUAAGGACCUCUUUGGUGGACAUGUAUGUGAAAUGUGGAUGUAUUAAUGAUGCUUAUCGAGUUCUUGGGGAAGUUCUUGAACCGAAUAUAGCUACAUGGAAUUCGAUCAUCUCUGGGUCAGUGAAUCGUUACUUGUUUGGUGAUGCUGUGAGAUUGUUUAAGAAAGUCCAAUUGUCGGAUUUGAGGCCUAAUUUAGUGACAAUGUUGAGUCUGAUCUCUGCCUGUGCUGGGCUGGGGUCAGGAAAGCUGUGCAGAUGCAUUCAUAGCUUUACUGUUAAACUCGGAAUUGAUACACACCUUAAAGUAGGUAAUGCACUCUUGGAAAUGUAUUCGAGCAUUGGAGCCAUUGAUGAUGUGUCUAAGCUAUUCAACAUAAUGCAGGUGAAAGAUGUGAUCAGUUGGACCACAAUGAUCAACAUGUAUGGUUCUGCUGGUUGUCCUGUUAAUGCUAUGCAGUUCUUCUGGCAAAUGAGAAGUGCAAAUGUUGAACCCGACAUGGUUUCAAUGGUGGCCCUGCUUAGUGCAUGUGCAGUGUUAGGUGAUAUACAGAAACUUAAGAUCUUCCAUAAUCAAAUUAUCCUUUGGGGUCUGGAGUUUGAACUUCAUAUUGGAAAUUCUUUAAUAUCAGUAUAUUUUAAGUGUGGUGACAUGCAAUCUGCAGAGAUGUUAUUUUCUUUGAUGUCCCAAAAGAGUCAAGUUACUUGGGGUGCCAUGAUUGCAGGGUAUAUAAUGAAUGGCCAAGCAGAAAAUUCUAUGAGAUUGAUGAUAAAGAUGGUAACUGAGGAUCAGACCAACAAAAUGGAUGCAGCUCUGUUGGUUAAUGGACUGUCAGCAAUUGCCGACCUUGCCAACUUGGCAUUGUGUAAGCAGGUUCAUGCUUACAUGAUCACUACUGGACUCGAGGAAUGUUCCACUGUUCAAAAUGCUUUGAUUUCAGCAUAUUCCAAGUGUGGAGUAGUUGUGGAUGCCAGAAAGGUCUUUGACAAGAUGAAUCAGAAGGAUACCGUAUCAUGGAAUGCAAUUAUAUCAGGACAUGGGAUUAAUGGUGAUGGGGAAAGUGCUGUGUCUCUCUACCAGGAGAUGGGCAGAAGAAAUGAAGUACAAAGAGACUCUAUAACAUACACCAGUAUUCUGAAUGUUUGCAGUCAUGCCGGCUUAGUGGAUGAAGGAUUGAAUAUUUUCUCCAAUAUGGUGACGGAUGCUGUGAUCAAACCAGAGGCUGAGCAUUAUGCAUGUGUAGUAGACAUGCUUGCACGUGCUGGGCGUUUGUCUGAAGCAGAGAAGUUUGUGACGCACAUAGUUGAGGAGCCAAGUUCUAGCCUGUAUGGAGCAUUCCUGAGUGGUUGCAGGCUUUAUGGCCAUGUAAAUUUUGUUGAACAUGUUGUUCAUAUGGUCCCUGAUGGUGAUCCAGCAGACCCUGGACAUUCAGUUCUCCUUUCGAACAUCUAUACAGCUGCUAGCAUGUUCGAUGAAGCAGCAAAACAUAGAUUUUCAAUGAAGAUCAAAGGUUUAAUGAAAAAGCCAGGAAUGAGCGUGGUUCAAACUUGUUACUCUUAAAUGAACAAGCUUAUACAUUUCCAAUUAAGCUGCGCAUCAAUCAUUGGUUUUUUGGCUUAGGGAACUCAUAUGUACAAGUUUCAACGGACUCAAUACAAACAAAACCAAAAUGAACAACAAUUAGCCAUAUUGCUGCAUUCUUCUUCUUCUCUUCACCUUCUCCAAGAGCCUCACACACCACAAAAGUGCAGCUGCCCUUUUUCUUUUUUCUUCUUCUUUUUGUUUGUUCAAACAAAUUAAAAUGCACUUUUAUUGAAAACUUUUGAAAGUAUGAAGGCUCCCUUUUGAAAGUUUGAUAAGAAAAAACUCCAGGAUGCAUUUCACUCCGAUUAUGCUUGGUGUGAUUAUUGAUUAUACUUGCUUGAACGAAAAACUUAAGGAGGCGUUUGGCAGUAGUAAAAUAUUGUUACAGUCCCACACAAAGAAAUAGAGCAGAUUCAUGAAGCACUUGUCGUAAUGUUUCAUGAAUCUACUCUAUUUUUUUCAGUAGAUUCAUGAGAUAAUAACGAUGAGCUGUUAUUAACAAAUAGCCUCUAGGUUCAUGGGAGGCGUUCAUGGCAGAACUGAAUUUCACCACGGUAGGCAGAAACCACCCAUUGUGGGUUGUUAGCUUACCACAUAGUUCUGAUUUUCAUGUCCAAGUACAAGACAGACCAAUUUAAAGCUACUUUUUUUUUGGUUUUGUGAUUCAUAUUUAUGUGCUGAAAAAUAGCCAAGUGCUGAGACCGAGGAAACUCUAUGGGCUGAAGAAAAGCAAAUAUUAUGGAGGACUGAAGUUGCAGGUGUGCCUCAACUAGGACAAGUCACAUUUCCUACUUGAGAGAGGGGAGAAACGAAUUCCACCGCGACUUCAAAUACUUGUUAAAAGUUACAGGCAUUUUUGUUAUUCUAUUAAUACCUUCCUGGAAAUCCCUCUCGGGCUUCCGUUUCGCCAACAUUCUCUCCUUCCCGACCCCGGAUUGACGUUCGACGCCAGGCCGGGGCUCGGACGAGGAACUCGAGAGGAAGGAGGAAGAACAAGAAGCAGAAGAAGAAGGCGAGGGAGACGAAGGAGGGAGAGGGGUAAUGAAGAAGGCGCAAUCACCAUGGGAUUUCUCCGGCCCCUCCAAGUCCGUGGCGGAAGAGCACGCCCUCAGGAACACCACCUCCAUCGCCGUCCCUGAGGCCCCUGAUAUUGACGAUGGGGCUACCGAGGAGGAUAAACGAGGAAGACUCGAGUUCUCUCUGUAAAGAGAUACGCUAUUGUAGAAACCCCUUUCCAAAGCGUUCUAAGGUGUUCUGAUAUUCAUGAGUGCUCCUAGCCAACAUUGUGAAAAUUGGUCACUAUUGCACGAUAUGCAGAUACGAAGAUCAAGCUGGUGGAGCGACCCAAGAUGGACUUCAUGGUGCAGGUCAUGCCAUUGGCACGACAUGGGCAGUCUCCAAGAUAAGGAAAGCCUUCAAUCCAAAGUGUCUUAAAACCAUCAACGAUCGCCAAAACUGCAUCUAAAGCAGCA